AUGAGCGGGAGGCAGAAGCACCUACCGCUUCUAUAUAACCCGCUUCUCAAUGCUAUAUUUAACAAUCCCCACCACGCCAAGGCGGCAAUUCGCUCCACCAUCAACGAACUCAGCCUCAGCCAUAAUGACUACACGAUCUUGGUUCCUCCAGGACACAUUCUACGCAAUUGCACCGAGCCUCUGGGGCUGAAGCUCGAGGAAUUGUGCUACGACAGCGAUGCGUUUCUCAAAUCCCAUAUCCUCAAGACGCUGGCACCGUUCUCGACCACCAUGGCACCUGUGACCAAGAUACAGCUGAUCAUCUACAAUACCAUGAACGGGAGACAAGUGUUGGUCAAGAACGGCAUGGUGUUCACCGGCAAGGGGUUCAAGAGAAGCAUAAAAGCGGAGGUCCUCAGCACGGACUAUUUCGUCACUUUCUGUGACUACUUCCCCAAGGGUAGCAAGGUGAUGCUCUUGUACAUCAGCGACUCGCUAUUUGGCCAUCUGGGCGAGGAAUCGAAGGAGCUUCCGCCUGAGCCAGAGCUUAGGGAAAGACCCAGAAGCCACCGCUCUGUCACGUUUGAGGAGCUUCUACGAAACUUCCCGUUGCUUUCCAAAGCCAUGUCUGACCAGUUUUAUGUGCUCUUCCACCACAAUAACCGGAAGUUUGAGAGGCUACGAGCAAGAACAGGGGUAUCUUUAGAAGAGGUGAGGCUGUUAUUUAUGGCCAUGGUCGAGGAGGCGUUUCUGAUCGUGCAAAAGACUGUCAAUGCCGAGUCUGCCGAGGGAGAACGUAUCUCCAGGCUUUUGCAUACCAUCACCGUGCAAAAUAUGGAUGUGGAUUUGAAUAAUCUAGUUCACGAGUAUGUCGAGCUCAACGUCUACGACAAGGUGUGGGUCCAGCUUGUGAACCAGUUCGAGAAGACCCAGGAAGAAGAAGAUCCCUUGAUGGUCCUUUCCUCAGCGGUCUACAACGAUCUCUCCUGCCUUUCACUCAAUCAACUUGAUCUUCCCGUGGAAGAACCAUGGUAUUUGAAUGUCCUCCAUGCCCGAGUUGCUUCAGCCAUAGCACAGUUCUCCAAGCUCAAUGAUCCGAGUGUGACGAACAGACGACAAAAGAUUGAUCUCAUCGGAAACACAGUGGAUAUCUUGACUGAGGGCAAGGACGACUCAAAUGCCAAUCUAGUGGUGGACGCUGAUACCCUUAUAGGCCUCCUUAUCAUGGUGAUAGUUCACCUGAAGGUUCCCAACUUGGAGGCUCAUAUCUACUACAUUCGUCAUUUCGGUAUCGACUCACUUCAAAGUGGCAAUGCAUCUUCGGAAAAGCACAGUGUUGGCUACCUCAAUUACAUUCUCAGCAACAUCGAUGCUGUGAUCUACCAUUUAUCGGGUAAAGGCUCUGAAGGUAUCCCCUACGACCAUUUCCAGGAAAUGUCCCAAGCAUCGUCGCAAAACUAUGACCUCUGGUAUGCGAUUCAAAAAGAAGACCUUACUGGUUUACAACGCUUGCUUGAUGAUGUCGACGAACAAUAUUCCGGCAAGCAGCUUCCCAAAGACCAUUUCCUCAAAAGUAGGAACAUUCACGGCGAGAGCUGUUUCUGCUUUGCAAUCCGAAGCAAGAAUUUUGAAGUAUUCAAGACUUUGAUCGACAGAACCUUGGAGUGGUUUCUGGUGGAAGAUCUCAUUUUCGAUAAGAACACAACUACCGAUCAGACUUUGAUGAUGGUUGCCCUUGUCGAGGAGAAUAGCGACGUCUCAAAGUAUUUGCUAUCUGUCAUUCUUGCUGACACAACUGCAGAGGAACAGUGCCUAUACUACAAUCUCAAAGAUAAAAGCGGAAGGACGUUGGGACAUUAUUUGGGCUACGAUGUCACCAUACUAGAGCAGGUCGGCCCACAUGUGGACUGGUAUACAAAAGACAACAAUUCACACACACCACUCUUCAGUUUGUGCCGCCAUUACGAUCAUCAUGACUACAAAACACUAGUACAAAAAGCAUUUGCAUGUGUGUUCAAAAAAUACCCAAAACCGUUGGCUCUUGACGAGCAGACUGAUAAGUACGGUAACACGUUUUUGCAUGUCCUUGCUCGAGGAAUCACCGAAACAGGCAUUCUCGAGACGGACAAGGCGUUGGUUGAUGUCAACCAUCUCAAUGAAAAGCUUCUUUCACCGCUGGCGGUAUACAUUCGAUACAGCAGAACAGAAAAUCUUGCUUUGCUCAUGAAGAACGAUCUUUUCAACUUCUUCCAGGAAGACCAACGCAACUUUUACAAUUUAUUGGAUUACUACAGCUUUUCGGCUGCGAAGGCUAGUAAUGGUUCCAAUAAGGCAUUUGGUGAGGUGGAGCAGAUUGUCAUCGACAAGUAUUUCGAAGUCAAUUAUUCAAAGCACAACGAUAUCCAACUUGGAGUUCUCAAUGCCCGUUACGACGGAUCAGCCAACGAUUGGAUUAUCAACACUGUGAUGGUGAAACCGGGAACCGAGAAACCGAUCUCCACACAAUAUAUCGCGAUUGAUAAGCUUCGCCAAUUCACCAAACUUCAGAAAAUGGCAUUUCCACAAGGGUUCGGCUUAGAUGUCAACACUUUUUGGAUAAACCAUCCAGCGAACAAGCUGACAAUUCCAUCAUGUUCAAAGUACCGCUCAAACAGAUUAUUAGAGCUUCUUACCAUGUACUUCCAGGCAAUGAAUUUCCACUCGGAUACAUCAAAGACUAAGUUUCGGGGCAAUUUUGCAAUGUGCUGUGCCGAUAGCAAGACCCUGACUUUAGAAAUGAUGAAGGACAUUAACAAGGCACAAGAGAACGCCAAGGUGAGAAACGGAGAAGUCAAGUUCUCCUCGCAGAAGAUCCAGGAAAUUGAAAUCUUCCUCGACUACUCCCUGAGUGACUUGUUAGGAUUUCAUUUGGAAAUGAGCAAGCUCAACCAGAUCCUUACAGUGACAUCGAUGAAGCAAAGUGAUCUAAGAAAUGUCUCUGACAUUUUGUUGCGGCAAAUCAAAUUGGGAAGUACAAAGCAUCUUGAUGUAAGAGAAUUCAGGGCUCUUGAUGCAUCUUACCAGAAGCUACAAUCGUAUGCAAGCUGGCUUGAACUCUCAGUUAAUGAACUUCUACAGAACUGCCGGAAAUUGAAGGAGAAGCUCCAGCUAUGGAAGGAAAUCUAUCAUGGUAUCAAGGAGCUUAACAAUGAACUCCAUCGCUUUGAGGACCAGGUCAAGGUCGCCCAGAAUGGUGUUAGCGAAGAAGCGGAGAGUGAGAGUGCUACCCGGACCGUUUCCAGAAGGAGCACUACAUCGUUAGAUUCCGUUCCCUCGGAAACUCAAGAAGCUGGAUCUUUCUUCAAUUUCGGAAUCAUCGAUAGCAAGAAAUCAAAAUACAAAAAGCUACUCAUGACGAAGUCUGAGGAGGUGAAAAAAGUGAUGAAUCUCAAUGCUGAGAUCAAGAUCGACCACGAGUUAAUUGCAGCCGAGAUCUCACACAUGUCUGUUUCUCACAAGGAUUUGGCGUUGGCCAUUAUACAAUUUUUGGAAUCAAGUGUUUCCAACAAGACUGUCUCCGAGGAGUACGCUGAGUCCAUGGAUGUGGCCAUCGACUGUAUCGCCGAUGCCUUCGAGGUUGACAAGGCUGAAGCCUCUCUGGUUGCCUCCAAGUUCGGUGGAUUGUCUUUGAUCGAUGCUGUAAACAACAAAUCAGCUGGUUCUGCUUCCGUGAAGGAGGAGACCAUCGAGGUUGACGCCGAAACCAAGGCUAAGGCUGAUGCUGCUAAGGCUGAAGGUAACAAGGCCAUGGCUUCCAAGGACUUCGACACCGCCAUUGCCAAGUACACCGAGGCUAUUGCUUUGGACCCUACCAACGUGGUGUACUUGUCCAACAGAGCUGCUGCCUACUCGUCGGUUUCUCAACACGACAAUGCUGUCAAGGACGCCGAGGCCGCCGUCAAGUUGAACCCUGAGUUCUCCAAGGCCUACUCUAGAUUGGGUUUGGCGCAGUACGCUUUGGGUAACGCCAAGGCCUCGAUGGAAGCUUACAAGAAGGGUUUGGACGUCGAGGGUAGCACUCCUAGUGAUGCCAUGAAGAGAGGCUACGAGACGGCUAAGAAGAGAGUGGAGGCUGACUUGGGGAGCUCGAUUGCCACCAGUGAGCCUGAGAACAGCGAAAGAAGCGAACCUUCUGGCUCUGGUAGUGGCGCCGGCGCUGGUGCCGGCGGAAUGCCCGACUUCUCGUCGAUGUUCGGCGGUGGAGGCGGUAUGCCCAACUUGUCUGAAAUGAUGAACAACCCUCAGGUGAUGGAGGCUGCUCAGAACUUGAUGUCCAACCCUAAUGCUCUCGAAGGCUUGAUGAGCAACCCUGCCGUGCGCCUGAUGGCCCAAAACAUGGGUCUUGGAGGCGAGAACGGUGGAGGAAUGCCUAACUUGUCCGAGAUGAUGAACAACCCCAUGUUGCAGAACAUGGCCCGUAACUUUAUGGGUGGCCAGGGUGGCCAGGGCGGCAACCAAGGCAGUAACCAGGGCCUGGGCAGCAGCGAGUAA
Molecule: messenger RNA, 4509 nt
Organism: Candidozyma pseudohaemuli
Lineage: Eukaryota; Fungi; Ascomycota; Pichiomycetes; Serinales; Metschnikowiaceae
Exons: 2
Coding region: 1-4509 (1502 amino acids)
Biological process (GO): early endosome to late endosome transport
Cellular component (GO): transport vesicle; plasma membrane; tubular endosome
Molecular function (GO): guanyl-nucleotide exchange factor activity; SNARE binding
Source: RefSeq, a predicted model, not a curated record